Messenger RNA from Gossypium raimondii (Peruvian cotton), 1664 nucleotides. Its product is annotated as indole-3-glycerol phosphate synthase, chloroplastic. Gene Ontology annotation, biological process: L-tryptophan biosynthetic process. The record is from RefSeq and is a predicted model, not a curated record. Bases 67 to 1017 code for a protein of 316 amino acids. NCBI's taxonomy places the organism in Eukaryota, Viridiplantae, Streptophyta, Magnoliopsida, Malvales, Malvaceae. The transcript is spliced from 8 exons. Gene Ontology annotation, molecular function: indole-3-glycerol-phosphate synthase activity; phosphoribosylanthranilate isomerase activity.
UAUCCUUCCCAUAUUUUUCCUACUAAACUUAUUCUCCAGAUUGAAUUAGGGAUAUUGGAUUGGAGGAUGGAGGGACUCAUUUCCCUGAAGUCAAGUCCUGGGACUUCGUUGCGCUCUUUUCCUUCCUUUAAUCAACCGCCCAAUUCCUUCGCCAGACGCUUCUCAAUGGACCUUCCACUCCGUCGCUCCAGUUUUCCCGCCAUUCGAGCUCAGCAGCCGGGGACGAUAUCCCCGAAAGAGGAAGAGGAGGAAGAUGCUUUGAAAGUAAAGGAAUGGGAAGUUGGAAUGUUCCAAAACGAAGUCGCAGCUAGUCAGGGUAUAAGAAUACGGCGACGGCCUCCGACGGGUCCCCCGUUGCACUACGUGGGUCCCUUCGAGUUCCGUUUGCAGAACGACGGCAACACUCCUCGUAACAUUCUCGAAGAAAUCGUUUGGCACAAAGACACGGAAGUUUCCCAAAUGAAAGAGAGGAAGCCUUUGGCUACAUUGAAGAAGUUUAUCGAGAAUGCACCUCCGACUCGAGACUUUGUUGGGGCUCUUAAGGCUGCGCAUUCGCGGACUGGAUUGCCUGGUUUAAUUGCUGAAGUUAAGAAGGCUUCACCUAGCAGAGGAAUUCUCAGAGAGGAUUUUGAUCCAGUUGAAAUAGCACGAGCGUAUGAGAAGGGUGGAGCAGCUUGUCUCAGUGUUUUGACUGAUGAAAAGUUUUUUAAGGGAAGCUUUGAAAAUCUGGAGGCAAUAAGAAAUGCUGGAGUACAGUGUCCUCUACUGUGCAAAGAAUUUGUGAUAGAUGCAUGGCAGAUCUACUAUGCUCGAAUCAAAGGAGCAGAUGCAAUACUUUUAAUUGCUGCUGUUUUGCCUGAUCUUGACAUCAGAUACAUGGUUAAAAUCUGCAAGAUGCUUGGUUUGGCUGCACUUGUAGAGGUGCACGAUGAGAGGGAAAUGGAUCGUGUUCUUGGUAUAGAGGGGAUUGAGCUUAUUGGUAUCAAUAAUCGAAACCUUGUUUCUUCUUUGCAGUAACUUCUAGACCUGCCUGAGAAUGUGUACAGUGUGUUAAUUGAGUCACUCCAACUUCCAAGAACCUUCUUCUGGAUAAUUGGUGCUGAUGACAGGUGUCCACAGUGAAUGUUUGACAACUGGCUUACUAGAGACAAUGGUAGACAGCCUUUAGUUCUGGAGUAGAAGGGAGGAAAUGAAUUCCAAAUCUAAAAUCCAAGAUUAGUUCACCACUUUAUGCCACAUCCCUUAGAAUAUGUACCUGGAUAAGGUUUCUAGUAGUCAAAAUCGAAACUUGCAAUAUAGUGAAGAGAUAGUUGGAUGUUCUUGGAUCCCUGCAGCCACCAAACCACCCAAAAGUCCAAUAUUAAUUCUAACAAAUUUUAUCGGUAACAUUUUUAAAAUAUCAAAUUUUCAAAAUAAAAUUUGUUUGGACUUUUGAUAUUCAGAAGCAAGGGAAUGAGUGUAUGAUAUCAACUUCUAUAAUGAGUUUGUAUCUUUGCAUCUUUUAGGAGAAAAUUUGGUCCUCGCAGCUAUAUUUGGGUGAUACAAACAUUCCUGAUUGGUUUUAGCCUUUCAGGUGUUGGUUACCUCCUACUUGAUGGCCAUUUUGUGUGUAUAAACUAUUAAUACUUUAAAUAAGUACUAAGAUUAUUCUUUUCUCAUGUAAA